Molecule: messenger RNA, 213 nt
Organism: Acanthocheilonema viteae
Lineage: Eukaryota; Metazoa; Nematoda; Chromadorea; Rhabditida; Onchocercidae
Source: the annotation of a GenBank genome assembly
AUGUUUUACGCUAAGCGUUUUACGUUAAUGACACGUCGAAUUACUCGAUCGACAACAACACCACGAACGACUACUACCAGAUCUCGAAUUUUUUUGCAACAACAACAACAACGGCAACAACAACGUCAAAGACAGAAGCAACGAGAACGGAAUAUUGGGCAGUCAUCUCGACCUUUGUGGAUAAUUACUAGACCAACAAUUAGCAAUCAUUAA